AUGUUGGACCCUGAUGUGAACAUUGGCAACCUAGAUGUUGACAGGCAUUUCACUGCAAAGGACAAAGAGCUAUUCGACGCAGUAAGAGCUUGUGACACAUUUGAAGGUGCUUUGUGUGAUGUAAUUGUUGACCAUGGAUACACUGGCAUCAUUGAUCAUGACCACAAAGAGGAUGUCAUUGGAACAAUGCAACUAAGCAUUAUGACCAAGCGUUUGCUGUACAUGAAAGAAUUUUGUGAAGGUCUGAAGCUGUAUGGUGCAUAUGAUGUCAUUAGGGGCAAUGCUUCUUUAUGCAAGCCUCUUUUUGUGAAAGGUUCAAAUCAGGUGGUAGAUGCCAAUUAUGUCUUUUCGCUUGUCAAUCCAAGCUACUCGGAACAGGGCUCGUCAAAACGACCACUUGAAGAGGCAGUCAUUGACAACCUACAAGAUUUUCUGAUGUCAUUGGAAGAUGAACAAAUAACUGGCUAUUCCGAGCCAGUAGCAUGGAAGGACUUCAAUGACACGAACACUGAAAGUAGCGAAGUGGAGCGAUUUCAGUCCAUGGACACCACACCAUCUGGUGUAUUGGGGUGGCUGACAGGCCAAAAGCACCGCCCCUUAAAUGGAGAGCCGCUGAAUGUCACUGCCCUCUUCGACCAUGAUUGCUUCACAAGAAAUCCUAAUCACACAAUCUGCUUUCCCCGUGUGGCAGCCUGCAGCAAGGAAAUCACAUUUCCAGUCUCCCACAUGAAAACCCCAGAACAGUUUAAACAUGUCUUACUACUUGCCAUGUGCAAAGGAAAUGCAUUUGGAAAUGCAUAG
Messenger RNA from Porites lobata, 801 nucleotides. The record is from the annotation of a GenBank genome assembly. Lineage: Eukaryota; Metazoa; Cnidaria; Anthozoa; Scleractinia; Poritidae.